AUGGCCCCUGAUAUCAAUGCCAUUGGCACUGCAAAAUGGGAUUACUCCACGCCAGGCAGCUCUGGUUACAACAUCCCAAACAUCACAUACGAUGAUCCUAACAAUCGCCGGUUGAGAGUUCUUAGCAUUGGAGCCGGUCUAUCUGGUAUCUUGAAUGCGUACAACAUCCAAAAGUUCUGCAAGAACGUAGAUCAUGUCAUUUAUGAACGAAAUCCAGACAUUGGAGGAACGUGGCUGGAAAACCGCUAUCCUGGAUGUGCUUGUGAUAUACCGAGUCAUGCGUACACCUUGAAUUUCGCGCUGAAUCCAGAAUGGCCUCGAUUUUUCUCACCUGCACAGGAUAUUCAUGCUUACUUGAAUAAAGUAUGCGAAGUCUUUGGACUGAGAAAGUACAUGACUUUCAACACCAAUGUUGUAGAGGCGAGAUGGAAUGAAGACAAAGGCCGGUGGAUUGUCAAGAUGGAGCAGAAGAAAAGCGAUGGCACGGUGGAGCAAAUUGAAGAUGAAUGUGAUCUGUUGAUAUACGGCACAGGUGUUUUGAACGACUUUAAGUGGCCAAACAUCGAGGGUCUGGAUACUUUCAAAGGUACAAUCGUCCAUACCGCAAGAUGGCCGGAGGACUACCAAGCGGAGCAGUGGAAGAACGACCGUGUUGCAGUCAUUGGCUCUGGAGCCUCGAGCAUACAAACUGUUCCCAGCAUGCAAAAACACGCCAAGCACCUCGAUGUCUUUGUUCGCACGGGAGUAUGGUUUGUUGAAAUAGCCAACAACUAUGGCUCGAACAAGGAGUAUACGCAGGCCGAGAAGGACGAGUUCCGCAGAAACCCCCAAAAGCUUGUCGAGCAUGCCAAGUACAUUGAGGAUCAAGUGAACGGACUGUGGGAAAUUUUCUACGACAAAGGCGAAGCGCAGGGGAUGGCGCAGGAGAUGCUUAGGAAACGCAUGGCGGAAUUCAUCAAGGACGAACGACUACUACGAGGCUUCACACCGAAAUUUGCUGUCGGCUGCCGCCGCGUCACGCCCGGAGAUCCGUACAUGCAGGCCAUCCAGGAGCCGAAUGUCGACGUGCACUUUACACACGUUGCGAAGAUUACGGAAGACGGCGUGGUCGGUGGCGACGGGAUUGAGCGCAAGGUCGACACCAUUGUUUGUGCUACGGGCUUCGACGUGUCGUUUAAGCCUAGGUUCCCAGUGAUUGGAAAGAACGGCACGAAUUUGCAGGACAAGUGGAAGAUCUGUCCUGAAGGUUAUCUGGGUCUGGCUGUUCCAGAGAUGCCCAAUUUCGGAAUGAUGAUCGGACCCACGUGGCCUGUAGAGAACGGUGCAGUUGUUGGUCCACUACUUGCGGUGUCGGAAUAUCUGGUCCAGAUCAUCAACAAGAUGCAAAGGGACGACAUAAAGUCAUGGGUGCCGAAGCAGGACGUGACCGACGCUUUCAACGAGCACGCGCAGGAGUGGAUCAAACAUUCGGUGUGGAAGGAUGAUUGCCGGUCCUGGUACAAGAACAACGAGACGGGCAGAGUGAACGCUAUUUGGCCGGGCUCGUCACUUCAUUACAUGGACGUCAUUGCAGAACCCAGAUACGAGGACUUUGAGAUCACGUACCGCAACCAACGAAACAUGUGGUCGUUCCUCGGCAUGGGCUACUCCAUGAAAAACCACAAGAAGAAUCUUUCUCCAUAUCUUCGGGUGGAACAUAUCGAUCCAAAGUGGUUGGAGGCCGUGGGAAGUCCUGUGCCUCAGGAGGCGGGGACGACGCCACUUGGGGCCUGGAGGCCGCAUGACACUCCAGACAAGCCCAAGGCAGCCGAUGAUGCGCAAAAACGCGAGGAGGAGUUCCCUGGACAGUCCACGCUGGCAGAUUGAAGCCAAACGCAAGGAGCGGGGGAAAGGCGAGAUUCAGAAUGUAGAGAUCUAGCGUAGCAAGCCAAAAUCAAGAGAUUAUUUGAGCGA
Messenger RNA from Verruconis gallopava, 1953 nucleotides. RefSeq lists its product as uncharacterized. The transcript has 4 exons. Lineage: Eukaryota; Fungi; Ascomycota; Dothideomycetes; Venturiales; Sympoventuriaceae. The record is from RefSeq and is a predicted model, not a curated record. Gene Ontology annotation, molecular function: N,N-dimethylaniline monooxygenase activity; flavin adenine dinucleotide binding; NADP binding. The coding region runs from base 1 to 1866 and encodes 621 amino acids.